AUGAUUCUUUUUUUACUGAAAAUUCCUUCACUUCUCCAGAAAACCAACCCAAUCCCCUCUUUUAAUUCUCAAUAUUUAUUCCUUUAUCAUUCAACUAGCCAUAAAGUAGAAAAAUUUGCUUCUCUAUUGGAGAAUUGUAAAGAUUUUGUUACUUUGAGCAAGCUCCAUGCUUGUAUUUUCACUAAUGGGAUUUGUCAAAGUACAUUUAUAAGCUCAAAGCUUCUAACUUGCUAUCAAAAGUUUGGAUCCUCACUUGAAUCAAGAUGGGUAUUUGAUGGAGUUAUCAAGAGCAAUAUCUUUCCUCGGAAUUCAGUUCUCGUUGGAUGUUUUAGAAGUGGUCAAUAUGGUGAAGUUCUUAGGCUGUAUUUGAAAUUGAAGCAAAAAAAGAUUGGUUUAGAUUGUUCAGCUAUUACUUUUACUUUGAAGAGUUGUGCUGAAUUGGGUAGUUUUGGAUUUGGAAAAGGAGUUCAUCUUGAUGUUUUAAAGUUUGGGUUAAGUAAAGAUGGAUUUGUGGGUUCUUCACUUAUAGGUUUGUAUUCAAAGAAUGGAGAUAUGGUUGGUGCUUCCAAAGUGUUCGAUGAAAUAACUGAAAGAGAUGUUGUUGUAUACACUUCGAUGAUAACUGGCUACGCACUAGUUGGCGGUCAUAUUACUUACAAGGCGUUUGAAUUUACUUGUCUCAUGCAGAAGGAGGGGAUCGAUCCUAACAGGGUGACAAUGGUGAGUUUGCUGCAGGCAGCAGCCGAGUUGGAAGCACUGGAAGAAGGCAGGUCGAUCCAUGGAUAUGCUAUUAGAAGAGGGAUUGGUUGUUCAGAUGAAGUAUUUGAGACAAGUCUCAUGGAUAUGUAUGUUAAAUGCAAGGUCCCAACAAUGGCGGCAUGCAUUUUUGGUAGAAUGAAGAUGAAGACCACUGUUUCUUGGAAUGCUAUGAUAACUGGGUAUCUUAAUAUGGGGCAGCCAUUGGAAGCAUUGGGACAUUUUUGUAAGAUGGUACAUGAAAAUGUUUUCCCAGAUUUGAUUGGCUUAGCCAAUGGGAUUUUGUUAUGUGCUGAUUUGAAGUAUUUGCAAGAAGGAAAGACUAUUCACGGUCGCAUUAUUCGGAUAGAUUACGAGCUUGAUCUCAUAGCUACCACUGCUUUGGUUGAUAUGUAUUCCAAGUGCAAUGAUUUUACCCGGGCUAGGAAAUUAUUCGAUGUAGUGGAGAAAAGAGAUGUGAUUUUAUACAAUGUCAUGAUGGCAGGUUAUCUCCAAAAUGGAUUUGCUACCGAAACCGUGGACCUUUUUAUUGAAAUGGUUGGUUCCGGUCUUAAACCAAACCUAGGUUCUAUCCUGAAUGUACUUUCAGCAUUGUCAGAGAUGAAGAACGUAAGAGGAGGAAGGAGUCUUCAUGGUUACAUUUUGAAACAUGAAUUUCGUAUGAAUACCGAAGUUGCCAAUCAAAUUGUCUACAUGUAUGCUAGAUGCGGUUGUAUCUAUGAUGCAAGGCAAGUAUUCAAUGGGAUACGAUAUAAGGACUUGAUUUCAUGGACGUCAAUGAUGAUGGGUUAUAUCUACCAUGCCAACCCCGAAGAAGCCAUCCUAUUGUUCCGAAUGAUGAAAAGAGAAAAACUCAACCAUGAUUCCGUCACUCUGAUAAGUUUACUCCAGGCAUUCUUGAAGCUUGGACAUCUAAGUCUAGCAAAGGAAGUUCACUGUCAUUCAUAUCGAACUCGACUAGAUCACGAAACACUAGUAAUAAACUCCCUGAUAACUACUUAUGCCAAGUUGGGAAAUCUAAAUAUGGCAAGAAAUUUAUUUGAGCACACCAAUAGAGGGUGUGUGACAUCAUGGAACACAAUGAUUGCAGCAUAUGGGAUGCAUGGAAACUGCAAAGAAGUUCUCCGGCUAUUUGACCGAAUGCGAAGCGAGAUGAUCAAACCUGAUGACAUGACCUUCUCAUCGAUACUUACUGCUUGCAGUCACUCUGGCAUGGUGGAAGAGGGUCUGCGAGUAUUUAACUGCAUGAGAGAAGACUACCGCAUAAUACCCUGUGAAGCACAUUACGGAUGCAUAAUAGAUUUAUUAAGCCGAGCAGGACGUUUCGAAGAAGCAUACGAAUUGCUUAAAUUACUUCCAGCUAGACAAAGUGCAUCAGCAAUGGCUGCCAUGUUGGCUGCUUGCAGAAUCCAUGGAAACACUGAACUGGGGGAGGUUAUUGGGCACUGGCUUUUAGGUUUAGAACCAGAAAGCCCAAGUGUAUAUAAUUUAGUGUCAAAUUUAUAUGCAGAAAGUGGAAAAUGGGAUGAAGCAGCCAGAACAAGGAACAUGGCAAAGAUGAGGGGUUUGAAGAAGGCUGCUGGAUAUAGUCAGAUAGAACUAAAUCCGAGAGCUUCGACGAUGUAA
This is a messenger RNA of Gossypium arboreum, 2382 nucleotides long. RefSeq names its product pentatricopeptide repeat-containing protein At2g03380, mitochondrial-like. The record is from RefSeq and is a predicted model, not a curated record. The coding region runs from base 1 to 2382 and encodes 793 amino acids. Lineage: Eukaryota; Viridiplantae; Streptophyta; Magnoliopsida; Malvales; Malvaceae. The transcript has a single exon. Gene Ontology annotation, biological process: RNA modification. Gene Ontology annotation, molecular function: protein binding; RNA binding.